CCCCACGGGGGUUUAUUUGAUCUCACACUCAACCCAGGAGGAGAAUGUGAGAAAAGGGGGAAAAUGCCCAGGAGGAAGCAGGAGCAACCCAAGCGCCUUCCUUCACAUGUUAGUAGGCAGGACGAGGCGGAGGGCGAACUCAGCGAGGGAGAGCCGUGGUAUGGUAACUCCUCGGAGACCCCAUCGGAAGCAUCCUAUGGCGAAGUCCAGGAGAACUACAAGCUGUCGCUGGAGGACCGGAUCCAGGAGCAGUCCACGUCCCCGGACACCUCCCUGGGCAGCACCACGCCCAGCAGCCACACUUUGGAGCUGGUGGCCCUGGACGGUGAGGUCCUGCGAGACUCUCUGCAGUGUCAGGACCACCUGUCUCCCAGUGUGUCUUCUCUGUGCGACGACGACCCUCCAGGCUCCAACAAGCCCCUGAGCAGUAACUUGAGGCGGCUGCUGGAGGCCGGUUCCCUCAAACUUGACGGCACGGCUGCUACGGCCAAUGGCAGGGUGGAGUCGCCAGUCACUGUGGGCUCGAACCUGUCCUUUUCCCCACCGUCUCACCACGCUCAGCAGCUCAGUGUUCUGGCCCGGAAGCUGGCCGAGAAGCAGGAACCCAACGACCAAUACACUCCAAGUAACCGUUUUCUGUGGAGCCAAGGUAAGUGGUUGCCCAACUCAACCACCACCUGCAGCCUGUCCCCGGAUUCCGCCAUCCUCAAACUGAAAGCUGCAGCCAAUGCCGUUCUGCAGGACAAGUCUCUCACCAGGACCGAGGAGACCGUGCGAUUUGAGUCCUUUUCCUCCCCUUUUAGCGCCCAGUCGGCCAGUUCCACGCUGGCUGCUUUAUCCAAGAAAGUCAGUGAGAGAAGCUUGACUUCCGGGCAAGAGCAUCUCCCUCCGGCCAGCUCCUUCCUCUCCCUGGCAUCCAUGACCUCCUCGGCAGCCCUUCUGAAAGAGGUGGCAGCUAGGGCCGCGGGCAGCCUGCUGGCCGAGAAAGCAUCCCUGGUGCCUGAGGACCCUCUGCCGCCACCGCCUUCAGAGAAGCCAGAGAAAGUCACGCCGCCACCUCCACCGCCGCCUCCACCGCCGCCGCCACAGUCCCUGGAAUUACUGUUACUCCCCGUCCCUAAGGGAAGAGUUUCCAAACCCUCCAACUCAGCCUCAGAAGAGGAGAGCGGGAAGCCCUUCCAGUGUCCCAUCUGUGGCCUAGUGAUCAAGAGGAAGAGCUAUUGGAAGCGGCAUAUGGUGAUCCACACAGGUCUCAAAAGCCAUCAGUGUCCACUGUGCCCAUUCCGCUGUGCUCGCAAGGACAAUCUCAAAUCCCACAUGAAGGUUCAUCAGCACCAGGACCGGGGAGAGACUUUCCAGUGCCAGCUCUGCCCUUUCACGUCCUCCCGCCACUUCAGCCUCAAACUCCACAUGCGCUGCCAUCAGCACUUCUUGAGGACAGAAGCCAAGGUGAAGGAGGAGAUCCCAGACCCAGAUGUCAAGGGGUCGCCCCACCUCAGUGACAGUGCCUGCCUAGGGCAGCAGAGGGAAGGAGCAGGGACAGAGCUAGUAGGGACCAUGAUGACGGCCAGCACGCCAGAGAGGACUAGCCAGGGUGGGGCUGGCGUCUCGCCUGUGCUGGUGAAGGAGGAGCCCAAGGAAGAUAACGGCCUGCCCGCCUCCUUUCCUCUGACCGCUGCCGACAGGCCAGCCAACCACACAAAGCUGAGAGAGCCCCCGGAGUGUGUGGGCAACAGUGCGUCAGCAUUGUUCAGCCAGGACAUCUCUGUUAAGAUGGCGUCUGAUUUUCUCAUGAAGCUGUCAGCUGCAAAUCAGAAGGAGCCCAUGAAUUUUCAUUUUCAAGUGAAAGAGGAGCCCAAGGAAGACGAGACCCUCAGUACCACUUUGCCUCGACCCAGUUAUGUGUUUAGUCCAGAGUCAGAUGUUCCAGCCCCCAGCCUUGCUGAGGAGACAACACUGAAGACUGAGGAUGGAAAAGGGAAUGUGCUAAGGCGGGAUAUGUCAGUCAAAGCAGCAUCAGAACUUCUCAUGAAACUAUCAGCGGAAAGCUUCAAGGAGACGCAGAUGGUGAGGAUUAAAGAGGAGCCCAUGGAGGUUGACAUCCAGGACUCAUACGUCUCCGUCUCCCCCAGCCGGAAUGUUGGCUACAGCACUUUAGUCGGGCGCGAGAAAACCGAGCCCCUACAGAAGAUGCCAGAGGGCCGAGUGCCUCCAGAGAGAAGCCUCUUCAGCCAGGACAUAUCGGUCAAGAUGGCCUCAGAACUGCUCUUCCAGCUGUCAGAAAAAGUGAGCAAAGAACACAAUCACACGAAAGAAAACACCAUCCGGACCACUACCAGCCCUUUCUUUUCAGAAGAUACGUUUAGACAAUCACCGUUCACCUCCAAUUCAAAAGAUCUGCUGCCCAGUGAACCUCUUCUCCCAGGAAGAGUAUCAGCUCCAGAAACAGAGAAGAUUGUGCUAGAGGCUGGGAAUGGGUUGCCAUCUUGGAAAUUCAACGACCAGCUCUUCCCCUGCGACGUGUGUGGGAAAGUGUUUGGCCGACAGCAGACACUAUCCCGGCAUCUCUCACUGCACACAGAGGAAAGAAAAUAUAAAUGCCACUUGUGCCCGUAUGCUGCUAAGUGCCGUGCGAACCUGAAUCAGCACCUGACUGUACACUCAGUGAAGCUGGUGAGCACGGACGCCGAGGACAUAGUCAGUGCCGUUACCUCCGAAGGCGGGGAUGGGAAGAAGCACCCCUAUUACUACAGCUGCCAUGUGUGUGGCUUUGAGACAGAGCUCAACAUGCAGUUCGUCAGCCACAUGUCACUGCACGUGGAUAAGGAGCAGUGGAUGUUCUCCAUCUGCUGCACGGCCUGCGACUUCGUCACCAUGGAGGAAGCCGAGAUCAAGGCCCACAUUGGUACCAAGCACACAGGGGAAGACAGAAAAACCCCUAGUGAAUCCAACAGCCCCUCUUCCUCCUCCCUCUCGGCACUGAGUGAUUCCGCCAACAGUAAAGACGAUUCUGACAGCUCCCAGAAGAACAAGAGUGCAAACAACCUGCUGGUCAUCUCGGUGGUGCCCGGGAGCCAGUCUUCCCUCAACAGUGAGGAGAAGCCAGAUAAAGGGUUCGAAUGCGUGUUUUGCAACUUUGUCUGCAAGACGAAGAACAUGUUUGAGCGCCACCUGCAGAUUCACCUCAUCACCCGGAUGUUCGAGUGUGACGUGUGCCACAAGUUCAUGAAGACCCCUGAGCAGCUGCUGGAGCAUAAGAAAUGCCACACUGUCCCCACGGGUGGGCUCAAGUGCCCGUUCUGCAUUUACUCCACCAAUCGCCCCGCCGCCAUGGAGUGCCACCUCAAGACCCACUACAAGCUGGAGUACAAAUGCCGCAUCUGCCAGACGGUGAAGGCCAACCAGCUGGAGCUGGAGACACACACACGGGCGCACCGCCUGGGCAACCACUACAAGUGCGACCAGUGCGGCUACCUGUCCAAGACGGCCAACAAGCUCAUCGAGCAUGUGCGGGUGCACACGGGGGAACGGCCCUUCCACUGUGACCAGUGCAGCUACAGCUGCAAGCGCAAGGACAAUCUCAACCUGCACAAGAAGCUGAAGCACGCGCCCCGCCAGACCUUCAGCUGCGCCGAGUGCCUGUUCAAGACCACCCACCCUUUCGUCUUCAGCCGCCACGUCAAGAAGCACCAGAGCGGGGCCACUGCCACCGACGAGGACAACAGCAGCAACAGCAACAACAUCCACAACAAGAAGGGCCCCUCCGGGGGCACGGUGGCGCCCCGCCAGCCCACCGGCCCCGGCGCCCCGCUGCUCGUGGUGGGCCGCGCCCGGAACCUCUUGUCCCCGCUGUCGGUCAUGUCAGCGUCGCAGGCGCUGCAGACUGUGGCCUUGACUGCUGCGCACAGCAGCGCCUCGGAACCCAACCUGGCGCUCAAGGCGCUGACUUUCAGCGGCUCUCCCUUGCGCUCGGACAAGUACCGGAACUCGGAUUUCGCCCACCUCAUUCCCUUGACCACGUUGUACCCCAAGAACCACUUGGAUCUCACAUUCCACCCACCGCGCCCGCAGACUGCGCCCCCCAGUAUCCCGUCCCCCAAACACUCCUUCCUUGCCUAUCUGGGACUGAGAGAAAGAGCAGGAACUGUCUGAGAGGCAGCGAUGCUCUGUACCAAAAAAAAAUUGUGUGUUUUUUUUUAAACCAGAGGGGCACAGAGACACAGACAUGAACCCCACCCAUGAGACCCGCGCGUGCCGAACCCCAGCAGGUGCAUUUGUUGCUGCAAAACCCAAGUCCUGCCCCACCCUGCGGGCCUGGACAUGUGACCUCGGCCCUGAGUAUGGGCCGGGGGUCAGCUCGGUGUCCGCCUAUUGCAUUGACCUGAAAGCUGCUUUUGUCCCAUCUGCAGAGGUGACCCGCUGCGUCCUCCUCCCUCUCGAGGCAUGCGCCCCCUUUGAACCCCUAGGCCCUUCUCCCUACUUCUCUCGCCACGGAAUCUGCCUCCAAAGAGAGGGUCCUUGGUAACAUUCAGCACUUAGGAAGCAUUUUGUUUCCAGUGGGGCUGAGAGGGGUAUGUAGGUGAUGGAAGGGAGUGCUCCAUGUCAGGCGAUGCAUGAUCUUUGUCCUGGUAACAGUGGCCAAUGAGCCUUCUCCCUUGCAGUGGUGGAAGAUGUUCACCAGCCACAACUGUGUCUGAACAGCGACACCACCAUCCCCCCACUGUUCUGGCCUGAACUGGGGUGCUGUGUGAUCCGGGGCUGCCCCAGACUCCCCCAAGAGGCAGGGCGAGCUGACUGGCUACUCCAAUUUGCACCACCAGAGCCUGACCUGGGAGAAAUCUCUCGCAGCCCUGUAGCAAACAUCCCCAAAACUAAGCGUGUAGUUCUGCGUGUUUUUCCAUACGCAUGCAAUGCCUAUGGUAUACACCAGAAUGCACCAUUCUUAAGGGCAGGUGAUAUAGCUCUGGACAUACAUCUCACACACACACACAAACACACACACAGUGUAUCAAUUCAGUGGUUACCAUUUUGUUUUCAGGAAUAAAAUAACUAAUUGUAUGAGUGAAAAAAUUUUUUAUGCUUGAGAAGUCCAGCCAAGGAGAUUAAAAGGGGUUUGGCUACAUUCUGGGUAUAAAUUGCUCAGACUAAAAAAAAAAAGGCGGUUUUGCACAGUGCUUUGGUCUUGCACUACUUUCUGUUUCUCAUCUGCAAAAAAGAAAAAAAAAAGAAAAAAAAGUAAAAUUAACGGAAAUGUACCUUUUCUAUGAAAUGAGUAGACUGUAUGUUUGCAAAUGUAGUCACAAACUCUUUGACAUUUAACGACCAACACAAGGUGCUGUUUUGUCCAACGCUUCAGUUUCUCCCGUUGUGUUUGCAGUGUCUUUCCACCUCGGUUUUUGCUCUGUGUUAGGCAGAAUUCUGCGUUCCACUUCGUUAACGCCUGGUAGAUAUAACCUGCUAGGAGGCUAACUUUAUACUUAUUUAAAGCUCUUCUUCUGUGGUCAUUAAAAUGGCAAUUUCUUGUGCAGCACUUUAUUGCAGCAAGCAGGAGGUAUGGCUUGGUCACGCAGCUCUUUGCCGAUCUUACCAUGGGAUGGUGGUGGGGAUGAGAGGAAAGGAACUGAAGUUUGGGCGAACUGUGUUCAUUGCUGGUAUUUGUAAGACAACGGAAUUUCCCGUGUGAAACAGGUCCAAAGAGCAGGAAGAAGUGUGCUUUGUAUUAUAAUGGGACAUUUGGGGGUAUCAACAUUUUUAUAUUAUUUAUCUCUGGGAGAACUGGUGUCAGGAGCAAAGCUUUCUUAUUGCCAUGCUAUUUCCCAGACCAAAUUACUCGAGAGAAUUGGGUUUGUUUGUUUCCAUCUGUCUCACUGAGAGGACAAGCAAAGCGUCCCUCCUUUUCUUCCUUUCAUCACAGUUUUUUCUUCGCUGAAAGUCUCCUCCAGAUUGGUGCAGUUGUACAGGAAUUCCCCAAGACUGUGCUGCCCAUCCAUCUGUCCACAUCAAGCUCCCACUUCACCUGCUUUUCUUCUCCCAGACCUAGCGGGUGACAUGCUUCCCUCCACCAGCCGGCUGGCCCUGGCAAACCUGUUUACACUCAGGCAGUGCCCCAGGGAUAGGGAGGCUGAGCUGCUGGAAUGAGAUUCCCAAGCCCUCACUCACUCUCCAGCUGAGACUUGUGUUGUUGACCCAAACACCCUUGGACCUGGCCAGGCCAAUGUCCCAGUCCCAGACACUCCAACCAGUCACGACACUAUCACACUCCAAGAAUCCCAGUUCCUGGGUGGCUGAUAUUUCUCUCUCUACUCUUUUUUUUUUUUUUUUUUUUUAAUUCUCCUGAAGUUGUAUUUUUGUCUCCAUAGAAUGGAAAAAAGUGCCACUUGGCUCCUCUGUGCUCUCAAAAAUACAAGUCCAGUGCUGAAAGCAAAGAGGGCCAGAGUGAACCCCUCUUUCCUCCGCCAGAGGCCAACAGGAAAGACCAUAGGGGUGUGAUGACCAGCAGGCAAAAAUCCUGCUCCUUAGGGCAAUGGACUUGACCUUGAUGGCAGACUUGACCUUGACGGCGCAGCAUCUGUGCAAUAACCAGGCUCUAGAUGGAGAGGGGAAGGCGGGGGCUCUGUCCUGCACAGACACCUUCACGCAUUUCACUGCUUAAUGUAAUUGGGCAAAUCUAGCAGCACUUUGGAAAGAGUCAUCGAUCUUUCUGGUAAAUUAUAAGAUGUUUUCUGAGUGAGAAAAGGUGUGCUUGGAGUUUGUUUGACUUUUUUAUAUUAUUAUUGUUAUUAAUAAAGGAAAAAAUCGACGGCAUUUUUUUUUGUUUUUGUUGUUCAGACUCCACCAAGAUAAACUAUGUACUAUCCCCCGAAUCUGGUUUGCAGUUGUAUACUCAGGGAAGGAUUAUUCCAUAGCUAUCCUUUCCGUGGGAAACACUAAUGUCUUCAAGGAACUUCACCGGCCAACUCACUUGGGUUCUGUUCUCACUAUGCAUUCUUUCUUCGAGGAAAGCGGGCUUCUUUUGCCAUGUAGCGAUGCAGUUCUCUUUCUCCGCACUUUCCUCCUCGCUCUCCUUUUUUAACUCUUCAUAUUUUGUUCCGAGGAUCAUACUGUCAAGGUUUGUGUACAUUACUGAAAAUUUGUAUUGUAUAAAGCUUUUUGCAUUACAAGGCUGUACAGGGUCAUUUUGACAGUAACUGCAUCUUAUGUCGCAUUGCCAAUUUCUAGUGUAUCCAGUUUGGAAGUAUAAUAUACUCUAAUUAAAAAAAACAAAAAGGUUGGCUA
Molecule: messenger RNA, 7275 nt
Organism: Suncus etruscus (white-toothed pygmy shrew)
Lineage: Eukaryota; Metazoa; Chordata; Mammalia; Eulipotyphla; Soricidae
Gene: ZNF827
Product: zinc finger protein 827
Exons: 14
Coding region: 64-4152 (1362 amino acids)
Biological process (GO): regulation of gene expression
Cellular component (GO): nucleus
Source: RefSeq, a predicted model, not a curated record